Cyclospora cayetanensis is the source of this 1434-nucleotide messenger RNA. Its product is annotated as ras-interacting protein RIP3-like. Gene Ontology annotation, molecular function: transcription cis-regulatory region binding. The record is from RefSeq and is a predicted model, not a curated record. The transcript has 3 exons. Gene Ontology annotation, biological process: regulation of transcription by RNA polymerase II. NCBI's taxonomy places the organism in Eukaryota, Apicomplexa, Conoidasida, Eucoccidiorida, Eimeriidae. Gene Ontology annotation, cellular component: nucleus. The coding region runs from base 1 to 1434 and encodes 477 amino acids.
AUGGAUCGCUUACGAGCGUCGGCUUCUCGCUGGAUAUUCCAGCCCUCACAGGACUACCAAGACUGCCACCGAUCUCUGGAGGCUCAGCAGCAGCAGCAACAGCAGCAGCUGCUGCUGCAGGAGGCUGCAGCUGUAGCGGCCCAUGACGCCGCAGUUCGUUGCGAGGCACUCUUCUUCAGAGAGGCUGACACCACGCUGCAGCAGCUGCGCUUCCUCGCUGCGCGCAUGCAGCAGGCAGCAGCAGUGGCAACAGAUGAUGCCUGCGGUGCAGCAGACGCACAAGCAGCAGCAGCAGCUGCUGCUGCUGCUGUUGCUGCCUCUCUCCCCGUCGAAGGCACUCCCCAGAACGACUGCAGCGGUGUGUCAGAAAAGGCAUCCUCACGCAUUCCGACAACAAGGGCUGAAAGAAAAGCAGACUUGGAAGCAUUAACUGCGUCGAACGUACGGCAGUGGCUGGACCAAUUCUGCAGCACUGCAGCUGAUGUUGUAUAUACACUGACGCCAUACCAGCAGCAACCGCAACUGUUAGACUCGCAUCUCCCUCAGCUCGUUGAAGUGCUCAUAGUACCAGUCAGACAUCACUUGCCUCUGCUUACCUCGCAGAUUCAGCGAGAGCAACAGCAGCAGCAAAGCUCCAGCGGCAGCGAGUCUGGAUGGGCAGCAUCGACGGCAAGCUGCUGCCUGCGAGUGCUGCUACACCUUAUCUAUGUUUUCUGCAAAGUGAGGGGUGUCAAGGCAGUUCGAGCAUUACUGCCGCAGGAGCCUGAGCUUCUGGAGCAGGUUUAUUCUGCUCUUGCAGCACUUCAGCAACAAGAGCAGGAGCAACAGCAACAGCAACAGCAACAGCAGACACAGGAGCAACAGCAACAGCAACAGCAACGGGAAUUACCGCUGUCCAUCAUUUUGCUGGAAUAUCUGUGCUGUCGAGUGUACAGACACCCCGAUCCUCAAAUUCGAAAGCUCGCUGCUGCUGCAGUUGCGCGCAUUGCACCGCAUGCCGCUCCCUACGCUGUAACUGUGAGGUUUCGAUCAAGAUCACACAGACAGAAUAGGGUCUUUAAAACUCAGUGCCUGUACAUCGCCUUCCAGAAAGGCAGUUUUGAAUUAUUUGCCGCACAAAGAAGGCGGCGAUUUGAGGCCAGAUCUUUAAGAGCAGCGGAUGUCGAUGGCGGGGGGGAGGCGAAAUCUGCGGCAAUGGCAAGUGCAGGAGAGGCAGCAUCGGCAGUCCGACAAACUGCAGAUUCAGCACAAGCAGCAGCAGGAAUCGUCGACGGUGCUCUGCAGACUCAAGUGCGAAACAGCAUUGUCACGUUUGAGCAGCAGAGGCCAUACAGGAGGAGAGGUGGCGAUCUUCUGCGAGAAGCCUCUUGCGCCUUCAUUGCCUCUAUAGGUACAGCCGCAGCUGCAUUUGCCGAUGGCAACAGACAGCGCUAG